Messenger RNA from Capsicum annuum, 489 nucleotides. RefSeq lists its product as uncharacterized. Bases 1 to 489 code for a protein of 162 amino acids. The transcript is spliced from 3 exons. Lineage: Eukaryota; Viridiplantae; Streptophyta; Magnoliopsida; Solanales; Solanaceae. The record is from RefSeq and is a predicted model, not a curated record.
AUGGAUAACUGCAUAGGUGUUUCCAUGCCUAAGACAUCUAAUGUUGUUUUUGAUCCCUCACCUGAUGAUAAUUUAGUUGAUGGUUCCUUAUAUCGUUGCAAGUUGUCACAGGCUAUGCGUCAGCCUCAACCGCUUAUGUCUCAUUGGGUUGCUCUUAAACGACUUCUCCGAUAUCUUCGUUCAACUAUUUUAUUUGGUGUACCCAUUGCUAAGGAGAGUGAUCGUCGAAUGUUUGCGUACUCUGAUUCAGACAUGGGCAGGAGACGUUCAAGAUCGUACCUCCACCACAGCACCACUUAUAUUUGUGCCAAUCCUGUCUUCCAUAGCCGCAUGAAGCAUAUGGCCAUCGACUUCCACUUUGUCCGUGAGCAGGUUGAGAGAAAACAGAUUGAUGGUGCACAUUUACAUGCUUUUGAUCAAGUUGUUGAUCUUCUAACAAAGCCUCUUCCCCAUACACUUUUCAAUAAAUAUUUUUCCAAGUUGGCGUAG